Molecule: messenger RNA, 2253 nt
Organism: Heterocephalus glaber (naked mole-rat)
Lineage: Eukaryota; Metazoa; Chordata; Mammalia; Rodentia; Bathyergidae
Gene: Atg4a
Product: autophagy related 4A cysteine peptidase
Biological process (GO): piecemeal microautophagy of the nucleus; aggrephagy; autophagosome assembly
Cellular component (GO): cytoplasm
Molecular function (GO): protein-phosphatidylethanolamide deconjugating activity; cysteine-type endopeptidase activity
Source: RefSeq, a predicted model, not a curated record
UCUGGGCUGGGAGGUGCCUGUCCUGUUCUCAGGGAUUUGGCCCCUAACAGUGCAGGACUACAAGCCCCAGGGUCCCUUGCGACCUCCGUAGUCAAGUUGCCGGUGGAAUUGGCCCAGGAUGACAGCUGGAGAAUGGAGUCAGUUUUAUCCAAGUAUGAAAACCAGAUUACUAUUUUUGCUGACUACCUAGAAGAAUUUCCAGAUACAGACGAGCUUGUAUGGAUCCUGGGGAAGCAGCAUCUCCUUAAAACAGAAAAAUCUAAGCUGUUGUCUGAUAUAAGUGCUCGUCUCUGGUUUACAUACAGAAGGAAAUUUUCACCAAUUGGAGGAACCGGCCCUUCAUCAGACGCUGGCUGGGGAUGUAUGCUGCGCUGUGGACAGAUGAUGCUGGCUCAAGCCCUUAUCUGUAGACACUUGGGAAGGGACUGGAACUGGGAGAAACAAAAAGAACAACCCAAAGAGUACCAACGGAUUCUACAGUGCUUCUUAGAUAGAAAAGACUGUUGCUAUUCUAUCCAUCAAAUGGCACAAAUGGGUGUAGGAGAGGGGAAAUCAGUUGGCGAAUGGUUUGGACCAAAUACAGUUGCACAAGUAUUAAAAAAACUUGCUUUAUUUGAUGAAUGGAAUUCCUUGGCUGUUUAUGUUUCAAUGGAUAACACAGUGGUCAUUGAAGAUAUCAAAAAAAUGUGCCGAAUCCUUCCCUUUAGUGCUGACACGGCUGACGAAAGCCCCCCUGAUUCUUUUAUCACUUCGAACCAGAGUAAAGGCACCUCUGCCUUCUGCCCAGCCUGGAAACCCCUGCUCCUCAUUGUGCCCCUUCGCUUGGGCAUAAACCAAAUCAAUCCUGUGUAUGUUGAUGCAUUCAAAGAGUGUUUUAAGAUGCCACAAUCUUUAGGGGCAUUAGGAGGAAAACCAAAUAACGCCUAUUAUUUCAUAGGAUUCUUAGGUGAUGAGCUCAUCUUCUUGGACCCUCACACAACCCAGACCUUUGUUGACACUGAAGAGAAUGGAACUGUUGAUGACCAGACUUUCCAUUGCCUGCAGUCCCCACAGCAGAUGAACAUCCUGAACUUAGAUCCUUCUGUAGCAUUGGGAUUUUUCUGCAAAGAAGAAAAAGACUUUGAUAACUGGUGUUGCCUUGUUCAGAAGGAAAUUCUGAAGGAGAAUUUAAGAAUGUUUGAAUUAGUUCAGAAACAUCCACCACACUGGCCUCCUUUUGUACCUCCAACCAAGCCAGAGGUGACAACCACUGGGGCAGAAUUCAUUGACUCUACUGAACAACUGGAGGACUUGGACCUGGAAGAAGAUUUUGAGAUUCUGAGUUUGUAGUAUAGUGGGAACUCAAUUUGGACCUCUGUCUUCCAUAUGGCACCGCAGAAACAUGAACUUGUUACAUAAAACUUUUCUAGUCAGCAAGUGCCUGAUAUGCCAACAGCAUACAAACUCGAUAACGAUCAUGAUGGAGUCAAUCACAUGUCUUAAACAAAAAGCAAAAAACAGAAAUGACAACAACCCUUCCCAAGGAAGACAUAGAACAAUCACAAACUCUUAAGAGCAGAAAGAUUAGGAGGAACCCAUUGCUCCCUGACUUGUCUUACAUAGCUACAGUAAAUCUUCAGGAGCUGAAAUGAGGACAUUUGGAAGAUAGACGGCAACUCCCAUUUGUUUCACGCACUGGCAGAUGAGAGAUGGUUACGCUGUUCUUCACCUUUUCAGGUGUGACUUCUUUGGGGAUAAAUACUAAGAAGCAAUUUGUUCUCUUGCCCAAAUAAUAAAGUAAAUCAGGGAGAAAAAUUUCUUGUUAAAUUAUUUGAAUAUGUAUUUUAAAUAAUAAUUUAUAUCAAAACAUUUGCCAAAGAAAUGAUGUCAAAUGUAUACUUCUCAGUUGUCUUCCUAUUUGGAGGAACUUUAGUAUUUGAUGGGUCACAGUCUUCAUCCUUACUGAUACUUUUGUCAGUAAAUCAAAUCACGCUCCUUAAAUCAGGAGUCAGCAAACUUUUUCUGUAAAGGGCCAGAUAGUAAAUAUUUUAGGCUUUGCAGGCCAUGUGGCCUCUGUCACAACCACUGAACUCUGCUGUGGAAGUGCAAAGGCAGUAAUAGACAACAUGCAUGUAACUUAGUGGGGCUUUAAUCCAAAAAAAUUUUAGUCACAAAAGCAAGUGGAAGGCUGGACUUGGCCUGCAAUCACUUGGCAAUCACUUAAAUUGUUAAUUUAUGUUUGAAGAAUUGAAAAUAAAUUUUGUUUGAAUUGUA